Molecule: messenger RNA, 2208 nt
Organism: Verticillium nonalfalfae
Lineage: Eukaryota; Fungi; Ascomycota; Sordariomycetes; Glomerellales; Plectosphaerellaceae
Exons: 6
Coding region: 1-2208 (735 amino acids)
Biological process (GO): DNA-templated transcription; regulation of DNA-templated transcription
Cellular component (GO): nucleus
Molecular function (GO): DNA-binding transcription factor activity, RNA polymerase II-specific; zinc ion binding; DNA binding
Source: RefSeq, a predicted model, not a curated record
AUGGCCCCAGGAAUCUCUCUUGAAGAGCCAAAAGACGGCAGCUAUAGCCGGUCCGCCUGCUCCGAAUGCCAGCGUCGUAAGCAAAAGUGCAAUCGGGAAUGGCCAUGCAACCACUGUCAGAAGCGCAAGGUGGCCGACAAGUGCCAGUUCAACCCAGAUCCUCCGCCCAUCAGUGCCUGGACGCCGUCUACUGAAGUCAAGCGGAAGCGCGAGCAGAGCUACGCCGAGACGGAGAAUGACGAUGAGUUUGAUGACGGCGAAGGCAUCGAUGCCGUGGGUUACACGGCCUCGCAUCUGUUCGCCAACCUGGGCCUUGGUCCUGAUGUUGAUGGCAAGAAGAGCAAGACUCCGAAGCAAUACUACCUGGACCCCAAAACGAGCCCGCAGCUUCAGCGCGCUCUCCAGACCCUCCCCCCGAGACCAUAUAUCGACUCGAUGAUCCAGAACUUUCUCAGCAACGUCAAUUACUACUACUACAUCGUGUACCCGCCCAACUUCCUCACAGAGUACCAUGAAUGGUGGGCCGACCGUGCCGCCAACCGGCCGCUUGGCCUUCCAUGGACCUGUCUCCUCAUCAUGGUCUGCGCUUGUUCGGUCCAGCACACUGACGCAGAGAUGGGCGCCAGUCUCGAGGCCGACCUUGGCCGCACCGUUCAGCAACUGACAGAUCUCUACCACGACGCCGCGCGUGAGCUUCACAGCGCCAUUCCCGUUGGCAACACGCACAUGUUUACGGUGCAGUACCUCUUGCAUUCGUGCUACUGGUUCAAGGCCGAGGCACGCUUUGUCGAGUGCUGGCACGUCUUGGGUGCGGCCAUUCGCGAGGGACAGAACCUUGUAAGACCAGACCUGCAUCGGGAAGCCACAGGAAUCCCUGACUUUGAGCGCGAGAUGCGUCGCCGCCUCUGGUGCCUCCUGGAUGCCUGGGACUGGCUCGUCUCGGCUCUGCUCGCGCGCCCCAUGCUCAUCGAUCGCUCCGACUGCGACGUUGGCCUCCCGAGCUUGACGCUCGAGGAUUACCCGACCUCGCCGCUGCUUCACAUGAAGCUGCAAUCCGAGCUCGUCGCCCGCAUCUUCAAGCGCUUCGGUCCUCCCAAGUACCUGACGGAUCCCAAUGACAUUUUCGAGUACCAAGACAUCCUCGAGAGCUGGAUGCAGACAUUCCCGCCGUCGUACGCCUUUGUCGACACGGACCGCCAGCAGGAGGUCAAGUACCCCUGGAUUGCCCUCCAUCGACACUACGUCCACACCAUCGCCUUCUCCGUCACGCUCGGCCCGCUGCGGCCGCACAUGGCCAAGACGGUGACCAAGGACACGCCCGAGGUGGAGCUGACGCUGCGCAGCAACGGCGUCAAGUACGCCCUCAAGCUCAUGGGCGCCGUGCACGAGUUCUUCGAGUACGUCUGGUCGCGCGACACGACGUUUCACUUUGUGCCCUUUUGCAUCUUCGACACGGCGACGCUGCUCGUGUCGGCCGUGCUGCACGACGAGGCCGGCACCCUGCCGCGCAAGGACGAGGUCACAAAGGCCAUCGACCUGGCGCUGCACACGCUCAAGAGGCUCACGACCGCCACCGAGACGGCCAAGACGCCCUACGACAUCCUCCGCCGGCUCUCGAGCAAGCUGCCGCGCGCCCACGGCGCCCUCCGGGGCGCGGACACCAACCAGCGCAAGAAGCUCAAGGUUCUCGAGGCGCCGCUGGCCGUGCCGCCUGCGCAGCAGCAGCAGCCUGCCGUCGCGGGCUUUACGUACGGUACCGACCCCAACCAGUUCCCGGGGUACAUGUACCCGCCUUCGGAGGAUUCAGGCAUCGGCAACGGCGGCACCGGGUCCAACAAUACGCACUCGCCUGCCACGGCCUCGAGCUCGGAUGGGUCCGGCCUCGCCACGGUGUAUCCCAAUGCAAACGGCAACGGGCACAUCCACCACCACCACCAGCAGCCUCACCAGAUGAACGGGCAUCCCCAGGCUGGACCUCCUCAGGUUGGGCUUCCGCAGGUCGGACCUCCGCAAGUCGUGCCAGGACAGUAUGCCGACUCGUGGGCUAUGCCCAACGUCGAGCUGCCAGCCCAGCCGGCGGGCAUGCCGAUGCAGGAUAUGGGCUACGGCAUGAUCACGGAUGCCGAGCUGGCGAACCUUGGAGAUCUGGGAACCAUGUGGCACUGGCAGGGCCUCAACCUGGAUUUCACCGGGAACACAAUGAUGUAG